This is a messenger RNA of Dermochelys coriacea (leatherback sea turtle), 6951 nucleotides long. RefSeq names its product KIAA1755 ortholog. The coding region runs from base 333 to 4304 and encodes 1323 amino acids. The record is from RefSeq and is a predicted model, not a curated record. The transcript is spliced from 14 exons. NCBI's taxonomy places the organism in Eukaryota, Metazoa, Chordata, Testudines, Dermochelyidae.
GGGCUUGCUCUUUUAUACAAGAGAUGAGAGGUGGGUGGCUGGGUGGGAGGGAUCCUCUCUGCCUUACUCUGGUCGGGAACGGGAUGGAGGUACGGAGGCAGAGGCUGGCCUGACGCAGGCAGAGCCACCUCUGCCCCUUGUCUGGCUUCACUGCAACUUUUCUAGGGCACCUGGAUUUAAUUGAGGAUCCGCCAGAAGAAAAAAGAGCUGCUUGCAUGGACUGGAGAGAGUGGCAGGGCAACUAGAUGCACUAGGAAAACUUCUAGCAUCCAGGGAGAAGGGACAGUUACCUCCUUGCUCCCGCCAGCCUCCCUGCCACUUCCUAGCAAACCAUGGAUCCCAGGUCUCUGGAUGCUGCGGUGCAGAAUGCCCUGCUAGCCCUCUACCCGCCAUUUGAAGUCACAGCCCCAACUGUCCUCAGCCAGCUCUUCCGCCUGCUAGACAGCAACUACCAUGGUGACGGGUGGUGCUGCCUCCUUGAUUUCCUGAUUCCUGCCAAGCGCCUCUUUGAGCAUGUGCGGCAGGCGGCCUGUGCACCUUACUUUAAGUGCAUCUUUCUCCAUGAAGGCUGGCCCUUGUGUCUUCACGAGAAAGUGGUCAUUCACCUUGCACCACUCAACCCCCUCUUACUACGCCCAGGAGACUUCUACCUCCAAGCAGAGCCCUGCGGAGAGCAAUCUGCCUGCAUCACUGUAAAGUGCCUCUCUCAGGACUUGCGCACUGUGGAAGAAAGAACAGUUCCUGAAUCCUCCUAUACGCUGCUAUUCACCAAGGAGUGGCUGGAGGAAAUCAACCGAGACCUGGAGAGAGCACCUCUGCACACGUGCCUGGUAGCCACAGAAAAGGGAAUUGCCCCUGUGCCUUGGAGUAAGAUAGCCACGCCAGAAUUCAUCAGCAAACCCAAAGCAGCACCAAGUCCCACCCAGGUCGGAGUGUCCCUUCCAGCACAUGCACUGGACCUGGGCAGCUCUAAAGGGAUUGUAGAGCCAGCAUCACAGAGCUGCACAAUGUCUUUUUGCAUGACUGAUGCUCAGGUGCCACAUGGUAGCAGCAUGGGUAAUGUCCAAGACGGCAAAGAUGUUCCCUGGAGGGCCAGCCAGGGCAAGUAUCCAGGACUCAUUAAGGUGGAUCAAGCAGGAUCGUGGAAGAAGCCCAGUGUGUUUGUUGUGCCAAGCCUGUGCGAUAUCAUCAGCCAGGAUCUGGAUGGUGACUACGUUGACCUGCUGGAGUUUUCUGAAGAAAUGAAGCUGGAUCUUCUGGCCAAGUCAGAACCAUCUGCUGAGCAACCUAGACCUUCUAGAGAAAUAAAGGUGCCGUCAGAGCGUAAAUCACGUCUUCCAAGGGUGAACAGAGAGUCAGAAGCAGAAAAAUGGACCUGUGGGAAAGGGCAGAGCUCAGAGGAGGGUCCCUGCACACCGUGUCUGAGGAGAAAACUGAACAGAGACCCAAAAUUCCACGGGCCGAGGUGUCGAUACCGUGAGUCCUACGUGGCCGCCCUUCAGAACCCUGUGAGCUUUGGCUCUGGGCUGAUGGCAGCCAUAUUGGAGGAGUCUGAUGUGCCCAAACCGGAGUUCCCUUCAGCAAGCCCAGCUCCAGAGAGUCCAGCUCACCCCAGACAGAGGCCAGGCCAGGCAGCCGCUCCCAGACUCCUCUCUGGCUGUCUUCAGAAGGUAGCGACUCAGGAAACGAAAGCCGAGGAGGUGACAAAACAGGGAUACUUAAAGCUUCUCAAGUCUCCUGCUGGUGCAAUGAGAAACCUCCCUCGGUCACAGUCUCCCCCUGCCAGCCAUAAAUUCUCCUUCUUCAAAGGCCAACGACAACCAGCAUCCCCAGGGGACAGUUUGUCUGGUACCAGCCAAUAUGAAGGGCCUCGGAAAAGGAUGUCGGCUAUUUACUCUCCCAGGAUGAACAGAGCUAAGCUGGCUGGGAAAGGUACCGAUCAGAUGGAUGCGUCUCUCUUCGACAUCAACUCUCUCCAAGACACCAACUGUAAGAAUGGUCUUUGUGCCGCAACCCUGAGCUCUCCUGCCCAGGAACCGCUGUCUGCAGAGUCCAGCCCUCAACGGCCACCCCAAUGGCAGGAUCUCUGCGUUGAGCUCUUGCACUCGGGCAUAGCUUGUUUGCCAGGGAGCACAGAUAAGCUUGGCAGGGCCCUGAUCCAGGUGACCACAAGCAGCAGAGCAUGGGAAGCCACCUGGUGCUCCACCAGAGAGGUAGCCCAGCUCCUCCUUUACCUCUGCUCCAUCCCCAGGAGGGAAGCAAGGGACAGAGGGCUGACCAUUGUGGUGGAUGCCAGGAGACUGCCUCCCUCCCCGAUCCUGCACACAGCAUUCAGAUCAGUCCAGAGAUCUUCACCUGCCUCCAUCCAUGGUGUGUUGCUGUUGGCAGAGAAGGAGGUGGCUGCACACCUGGAGAAGUUACCUGGAAUGCAGGUGGAGGUGCUGACUUCCCUCAGAGCUCUGGGCCGAUAUGUCGACAGCACCCAGCUGACGCCAGACUUGGAUGGUACUUUCCCUUACAGCCACGGCGAGUGGGUUCAGUUCUUCCAGAAGCUGCAUCCCUUUGUGGCUGAUCUCAAGCAAGCCUCCAAGCUACUGCAGAGCUCCAUCCAGGAACUGGAGAAGGGCAACUUCCCAGAGGAUAUGCAGGAGGCAGCCGAGCGCACGGAGAGAUACAGGGAGCUGAUGAAGGCAGUGCUCAGCAAUGUGCAGCUGGUCAGCUUGCAGAGAGAGGGUGGGGCCACGCUGGCCAGGCUGAGGAAGGAGGCAUCCCGGCUUAGCUUCUCACCGGACAUCAGGAACAGCAUGGACUCAGCCAUGGGCCUCUACAACCAAGUGGAAGAAGAAGUUCACACUUUGGUGACAAAAUCCAACAGCUGCCUGGAGCGCCUGGAGUUUCUCCAAAAGAUCCAGGAAUUUGAGGCAGAAUUCAGCAAGCUCACUUGCUGGAUUGAUGAAGGAGAUUCUCGCCUCCACGAGCUGAGCACUGAGGAAUGGAGCCCAGACAGCCCAGAGAGAUCCUACCAGCAGUUUAAGGAAUUCUUUAUUCAGGCUACAGCUCACUACAACAAUGGACUUGUGUUGUGUAAGGAAGCUGCUGAGUUCCAAGGCUCCAUGUUCCCAGAGGCACAAGCCUUCGAGGUAGCCAGAGGUACUGUGCAGGCCAAACUGAGGCAUUUCUACACGAACUUGGAGAGGCAGCAGGCUGAGCUGGAAACUCUGCUCAACCUCUGCAGGUUCUAUGACAAGAUAACAUUGCUUAACCUUGACUGCAAAAUUCACGUGGCUUGUGUGAAGCUUGGAGAGGGACAGCCAGCAAGUCGGGAGGCCCUACAAUGCCUAGAGAAAUCAUUACAGAAGCUAUCUGUGGAGUUUUCAGCAGAGAGGUUCCAGGAGAUGAAGGUACAAGCCUACACCAUGCACAGCUGCAGAGGACUAGAGGUAUGGAACAAGGCAUGGCAGAAGUGUCAAGAAACGAGGCAGAUCCUUGAGGAGAUACUGGAAAAAUUCAAGGAGGCCCAAAGUGUUGAGCCAGACUGUAGCGGGGAGGAAGAUUCUUUCAGCUCAGCUGCUACUAAAUCAGGCCCCAAAGUCCAAGGUAAAGUUUCUCAUGUUUGCAAAGCAGCUUCCAACCCUGCCCAAGCAUCAGCAGAAAGCAAGACACAAGUUCAAGAAUCAGGAUGCAGAGCAAGGAGUGAGAAAGAAUUAAAACCACAUCUGUCCACAGACUCUGACCUAGACAUAGAUCCCAGGGACCCCAGGUGUUCUCAGCAGGAAUCCUUGGACUGCAAGGCUGUUCAGGAGGGCAGAUGUACUUAUCAAGGCUUGAUAGCAGCUGAAGAGUCUCCCCUGAGUGCUGCAUGUGGAGCUGAUCUUGAACAGAGAGGAGCCCUGGCUCAGAAUCCCAGCAAGGAGGCUUUAGAAAGCCUCCAAGUGGCACCCUCUCAGAAGCCACCUCUGACUCUUCCGUCCCAAGCCUGCUGCCCAGACAGUGGCCAGUUUCCUCAGGACAGUGCGAGCGAGUCCCUGGGUGAUCCACCUUGCUCAGCCCCCAGCACAGGUGCUCAGCAGCACUGGGGUAAGGUGCCGGAAGCAGCCCAAUACUUCCAGAUAUCCAGGCACGGCAGCUUUUCGUCUGAAGAUACAGAGGCACAGAACUCGGCCCAAGACCCUUCAACAACCAGUCUCCUUUUGCCCAUGGAACUCGUGAGUCCUAGACUGCCAGGGCCUUUGGGAAAGCCCCUGGGAAUCAUAUAUCUGGAAAACCACCACACAAAUAGCCAUUCAAAAACAAAUGCCGAGUAAAACCAGCUCUUUCGAAACUAAGUUGGCUUUGUCUUUCCAGUCCUGGCAACUUUGGCCAUGGAGUGGAUGUGCUGUCUAGUGGUUAGAGCACACGACUGGGCAUCAGACCUACUGGGCUCUACUCCUUACCCUGCCAUUGAAUCAUUUAUUGGCCUUAGGCAGGUUACUUCACUCCUCUGUGCCUAACUUCUACCCAUCUGCAAAAUGGGGAUAACAAUACUUACCUACCUCAUGGGGGGUUGUGAGGCUCAGUUAAUAAUCAUGAAGUGCUUUGUGGUCCUCCUAUGAAAGGCAUCCAGCUGGGUAAGUGAAGGGUACUGGUCGAGUUAACAAUAAUGUUCUCCUGGUAUUAUUCACACUCAGUAACUACAGAAGAAAAACCUAGGGUAAAUGGAGACACUUUGGUCACUUCUCUUCUAGCAACGCAAGUAUUCCCUCAGGCAUACCAGUCAUCCCCUGAUCCUCUGCAGGAGCAAACUGCUGCACUGAUCAUGCAUCUCACUAUAGGAUGUUCCUCACUGCUGAAUCUUCCCCUGUCCAGAGCUGCCAGGCCUCGAUGUGUAAAUUGUUACCACAACAGAGUUAUCACCAAAUCCCUCCUUCCUCCUCCCAACUCCCCUGUCUUCCCAGUGGAAUUUCCCUCCUGCCCACAUGUUAUUACUGUCUCCUUUUCCUCCUCAUCUAUGGGGCUACUGCAGCUUGUUUUGCAAUAUUUUGUCCCUGUUAAAACAAGGCUAAUUUUAUUAACAAUAAUAAACCCCAAAUGCAGAGCUCUCAGUGUAGAGCAGUGCAGAGGAAACUACAUUCCAGCCUGCAGUCAGACAGCGCCCAGAGUAUGUUCCAACUACGAACAGAAAUUCUUCUCGGGUGCUACUACUCCUGCAGGAGAAGCUAGAGGAAUAAAUUCAAGGUGAGCACCAAAAUCCAGUCCUGAUUCAUCUUCUCCUAGCAGCUGUGCUCAGUAUACUCUAAGUGGGCCAAAAAAGAAAUGUCAGAUUCUACUCCUCUGAGGCUGUUCCCAUAAUCCAUCCCCAGCGGACAGCCAUUUAUUCUCCUUAAUCCAACGGUGGAAAUUUCAGUUGGCUCCUGGACAGACUUUCAAGCACGUGGGACCCACAGUUGUGUGUACAAAACUCAUGCAGGGAUGUCCAUAACUUGCAUGCACUGUUACAGAGACUGCACAUGCAGUCUGUAACUCUGGGAGCUCCUGGUGAGUUGCUGGUGUGCUGUGACCACUAGAUCCUUUUCAGAGUCCCUGCUUUCCAGGACAGUCCCCCAGGCUGUAGGGAUGCUCUUCACUCCCGUCCCGAGACGUAUAACGGUGCAUUUGACUGUAUUAAAACAUAUUUUAUUCAAAUGGCCCCAGAAUACCAAGUAACCCGGACUGCUCUGUCUGACAGUCCUGUCCUCAUCAUUUUCUACCACUCAGCGAAUCUUUGUGUCAUCCGCAAAUUUUAUCAGCAGUGAUUUUAUAUUUGCUUCCAGGUAACUGAUGAAAAUGUCAAAUAGCAUUGGGACCAGCACUGAUCCCUGCGGAACCCCACUAGAAAUACCCCCAUUUGAUGGUGAUUCCCCAUUGACAACUACUUGAGAUCUGUCAGUUUGCCAAUUUGUAAUCCAUUUAAUGGGCGCUUUAUUGAUAUUGUAUAGCACUAAUUUUUAAUCCGAAUGUCAUGCAGUACUAAAUCAAAUUCCUUACAAAAGUCCAAGUAUAUUACAUCCAUACAGUUAUCUUUAGCAACCAAACUUGUAACCUCAUCAAAGAAUGAAAUCAGGUUUGUUGGACAAGACUUAUUUUCUGUAACACUUGCUGCCUGGCAUUAAUUAUAUUCCUUUAAUUCUUUAUUAAUUGAAUCCUAUAUCAGAUUUUCUAUUAUUUUGCCCAGGAUUGAUGUCAGGCUAACUGGCCAGUCAUCCUGCUUGCCCUUUUUGAACAUUGUGACAAAAUUAGCACUCUUCCAGUCUUCUGGAAUUUCCCCGAUAUCCCACGUUUUAUUAAAAAUGAAAAUCAGUGAGACAGAGAUAGUCUCAGCCACCUCUUUUCUGACUCUUGUGUGCAAGUUAUCCAGGCUGCUGAUAUAAAAAUGUUUAUCCCUAGUACAUGUUGUGUAACAUACUCCUUGGUUACUAAUAGACUGGAAAGUACUCCAUUCAUCAUGUGAUACAAAAAUAUCACCCUGCUUCUUUCCAAAUACAGAACAGAAAUAUUUAUUGAACAUUUAUUUCUACCUUUUCUGCACUAUUAAUUGUUUUACCAUUUCCUUCUAGUAAUUGGCCUAUAUCAUUGCUAGGAUUUCUUUUGUUCCUAAUAUACUUUAAUAAACUCCUUAGUAUUGUCCUUAGCUCUCCCAGAUGUUGAUUUUUCUGUAAUAUCUUUAGCUUCCUUUAUCAAUUUUCUAUACUUCACAACUUCUAAUUUAUAUCAUGAGCUAUCCAUUCCCGCCCCCACCUGUUAUAUGUGGCUUUUUUAUUUCUAAUUGCUGCGUUCACUACUCCACUGGACGAGGAAGGUUUUUAGCCAAAUAUUUUCUUCCUUGAGGUAGAAUCCUGGCUUUUGGGACUCCUAAUAAACUCUGCUUAAACAACUCCCUAUUUUCAUUUGCAUUUUUUUAUGUAAAAUUUUCCUCCUAAUCAAUUUCUUUCAUAG